Oxyura jamaicensis (ruddy duck) is the source of this 4308-nucleotide messenger RNA. RefSeq names its product zinc finger protein 366 (gene ZNF366). The record is from RefSeq and is a predicted model, not a curated record. Bases 324 to 2525 code for a protein of 733 amino acids. The transcript is spliced from 6 exons. Gene Ontology annotation, biological process: regulation of transcription by RNA polymerase II. Gene Ontology annotation, molecular function: DNA-binding transcription factor activity; RNA polymerase II cis-regulatory region sequence-specific DNA binding. NCBI's taxonomy places the organism in Eukaryota, Metazoa, Chordata, Aves, Anseriformes, Anatidae.
CAGGCAUCGCAGAGGGCUGGCAAACAUCCUGAGCGGCCCCAGUUCCGCUCCUGGUGCUGGUCCUGGACCUGGUCCUACUCCCACCAGGGCACCUGGGCUGCGCUUCCAUCCUGGGACAGCCCUCUGCUCUCACCCCUAGCUCAACAAAUGAGUGGAACAGACUUUCUUCCCCCGCUGUCUGUCUGCAAGUUUUCCAUAGGAAGGAAUACCCCAAAUUCAGCCCCAUUCCUGGACUUGAUCCCAUGAUGUGUGUAGCCAUGGACUGCAGAAUAAAACCGUACACUCAGUGAAAACCACCAAAGGGAAUCAAGUAAGAAAGAAAUAUGAUGAAGAACGAAGACACAGGUUUUAAUGUGGACAAUACACAAGCCUCUCCCUUUUCCCGCUGCCUGCAGCCACUGAGCCCCAUUACAAAGCCACACAGAACGACACCAUUUGGUGAAGAAUUCAGACAGCACCUCUCACAUUUCCGCUAUGGCCCUCCUCCUCUUGGAGACAUGGAAAGUUUUCAGGGGUCCUUGGAAGGAGGGUCUCGGAAACGCAAGAGCAUGCCAAUAAAAAUGCCUCCUUCUAUUGCUCUUGAGGGUUCCUCUUCACCACCCCACAGACCUGAAGAUCAAAAUGAUAUAGGGUCUUCCAGUCUUCCCUUGGUGUUUCAACAGCCAGUACAGCCCAAGUACAGUUCCCAGAUGAUUGACCUCUGCAACCUUGGUUUUCAGUUCUACAGAACUCUGGAGCAUUUUGGAGCCAAGCCCAUUAAGCAAGAACAAGUAAAACCUAACAUGGCAUGGCCCAGUAGUCCAGCAUUCAUGCAGGCUACUUACCCUUAUUAUCCUAAAGUCCAUCCUGGCUUAAUGUUUCCUUUUAUUGUGCCCCCAAACCUUCAUUUCAGGAACCCCAUUCAAAUGAAAAGGCCUCCAGAGCCACCCUUCAGGAGGGCAGAAGUGAGAGAAAGUGGUGAAAAUAAACAGAAAGUGGAAAGAGUAGAUGUCAACCUUCAGAUAGAUGACAGCUACUACGUUGAUGUUGGGGGUGAACAGAAACGCUGGCAAUGUCCCAUGUGUGAGAAGUCCUACACAUCCAAGUAUAAUUUGGUCACCCAUAUCUUGGGGCACAGCGGGAUUAAGCCACAUGCUUGCUCCCGAUGUGGCAAGCUUUUCAAGCAGCUGAGCCACUUGCACACUCAUAUGCUGACACACCAGGGCACGAGGCCACACAAAUGCCAGGUGUGCCACAAGGCUUUCACUCAAACCAGUCACCUUAAGAGACACAUGAUGCAACACAGUGACAUCAAGCCUUACAACUGCAGGAUCUGUGGCAGAGGUUUUGCCUAUCCCAGUGAGCUGAAAGCACACGAGUCCAAGCAUGAGAGUGGCCGAGAGAACAUUUGUGUGGAGUGUGGUCUGGACUUCCCCACCCUGGCCCAGCUGAAGAGACACUUAACAACCCACCGUGGCCCAAUACAGUACAAUUGCACUGAAUGUGAUAAGACCUUCCAGUACCCAAGUCAGCUGCAAAACCACAUGAUGAAGCACAAAGACAUUCGUCCCUAUAUCUGCACUGAAUGUGGCAUGGAGUUUGUGCAGCCCCACCAUCUCAAACAGCACUCCCUAACUCACAAGGGUGUGAAAGAGCACAAAUGUGGAAUAUGUGGCCGGGAAUUUACUUUGCUGGCCAACAUGAAGCGACAUGUCCUGAUCCACACCAAUAUCAGAGCAUAUCAAUGCCAUUUGUGCUUCAAGAGCUUUGUGCAAAAGCAGACUCUAAAGGCACAUAUGAUCGUUCACUCUGAUGUCAAGCCUUUUAAAUGCAAGCUAUGUGGAAAGGAGUUCAACAGAAUGCACAAUUUAAUGGGACACAUGCACUUGCACUCAGACAGUAAGCCUUUCAAAUGUCUCUACUGUCCCAGCAAAUUCACCUUGAAGGGGAACCUAACAAGGCACAUGAAAGUCAAACAUGGGGUCAUGGAAAGAGGAUUUCAUUCUCAAGGUUUUGGAAGAGGAAGAAUUGCUCUAUCCCAGACAAAUGUCUUGAGAAGCUUGGAACAGGAAGAGCCCUUUGAUCUUUCCCAGAAGAGCCAAGGGAAAGGAAUCUCAUUUCAUUCAGAUGGUGAGAGUGCCAAGGGAAGCUCAUGCCAGGAAGAAGAGGAAGACAACUGCUAUGAGGCAGAGCAGUACAGCCCUGGCAUGUAUCAUCAUGACAACAACAAGCUAUAUACACCUCAAGAUUUGUCUGGCAAACCAGACUGCGUGAUGAAGAGCUUCAGAGAGUCCUACUGCAAUGAGAAUGAAGAAAUGUUAAGUGAGGGAGGACUGGAGAAAAGAAUAGGGGAUUCAGACAACCAGGAGAGCCAAGGAGAGAGAGACGCCACAAACAAUAAAGAACACCUGAGCUUUAGAUCUUUUGAAAAGGCCAGACUUGGCCAUUCUCUCUCUGAUUACUUGUAUUUCAAGCACAGGAACAAAAGUUUGAAAGAAUUACUGGAAAGAAAAAUGGAAAAACAAACAAUGCUUAUAGGCAUUUAAAUGGACUUUUUAAAACAGCUGGAAAAUGAGAAACAGAUAGCUUUUAGCAUGAACUGUAAUUUACCAAAGCCUGAAAUUUUGUAGUAGUCUUUAGAAAUCAACAGGCUAAAUCAAUAAAAAUAAAUUAAGGUAAAAUACGUACAUGAAAACAAUAAAGCAUUUAAAGGGGAUAAAGAAAUGCACUAGGUUUUAAACAAUAACAUUUUUAUACUUAACCAUUUGAUGUAUAAACAGACUACGGGGUGGGUACAGAAGUUUAUUUUCCUUUAUCUGUGGUGGUAGAGACUUAUACACAAUUUUCUACUUACCAAACGCAACAUACUUUAGUGUUUGAUUUAUUAUCUCUUUAAAAUAUAUAUGAACACUUCUAACCAUAGGUGUCAAAAAAUCUGAAAAUAGUAAACAUUUCACAGCAUAAGCAAGAGAACUGUUAAAUAUGGUGUGGACGAAAGUGCUGUCCCUCUCAGAACUAACACAUCCACAUACUUUCAUUUACUGCAGUGUGUAUGUUAGUUUAACGACUUACAAUGAAAAAUGGGAAACAAAUUAAGAAGAAAUGCUAACUUUUUGUGAGAUAGUGAAGUGCAAUUUUGUAAGGAUUUGAAAAGACUUGGGUUUUGUUAUGGUCGCAGAAGCUUUUCCUCUGGCAAACAAGGUGCUUGUAUUUUGCUAUGUUUCAGUCGGUAUGGAAGUAUUCAUCAAUUCUUCAAGUGAAAUAGCAUGGACAAUGUCGAAAUUUUGCUCUAAUGUCUGUUCACACCAAUACAUUUAAUGAGCAGCAGCAGCACCUAGCAUUUGCAAGUCUUGCUCUAGUUACACACAAAAAAAAGAGAGUCAUUUCAUUGAGAAAAUGAUGUAAUUUUGCCAUUUAUCUCUUCCAGUUUAUCUUGGCUAGCAAGCUCGAAAUUACGAAAUCUGAUCAGAUUUUAUUUUGGAACGGAUGCCAAAAAAGAGCCCUUACAGGGCCAGCAAUACUUCACAGAGAAAAACAGUUUUUAGAUUUCCUCUUAUCUGAGUCAGAUUUUUUCCCUCAUUAACACAGCUUGACCAGUAAUCUCCAAGCCUUUCAGAAAAAUUCCACUCAUGCUGUUUUUAAUGAGUCAUUCCCAGCUUUAUAUCCUCUGAUUCCCAUACAAUAUCACAAAGAUGCUGAAAGUACAUUUCAUUAAGUACACUCCAUCAAUUGCAUGAGUUGUUUGACUAGCACCUUGAUUCCCACAUCUUCAAGAUAUAAGACAAAUGGCUCCAAACCAUUCCAUUGCUUAUAAGGAAAUAAAGAUUUAAUAAGUCAUUUAAUUAUUCCCAUGUCAUUUGGAGAUCACAGCUCAAUAGUUUAAAUCCUCUAUAUAUGGUACAUCAUUUCCAAAUAUUACUACCUUCUUCACUUACCUGCCAAGUUCUUGAUUCAGAAUACCUUGUUGUAAUGUUCAAUACACAGUAAGUUAUAAUUAAAUGUAAAGUCAUAUACUUAUGGCUUGCUAAGGCUAGAAGCCUGUUGUUGCAGCUGUCUACCAUUAUAAGAAACUUCUCACCUUACAGAAGUAACAAUUCUCACACCUACCAGUUAAUCAAUCAUAUAAAACUGUGUUUGUGCAGUCUGAGUUUGCAGGAGAUGGUUCUGUCUUUCAGUAUUCAGACUUGGCAUAAGAAAGAUUCUGAAUGAAAAGGAGAAAAAACUGUUGAUGUGUGAAGCUUUAAUGUACGGGUUGUUUUUCUAAAUGUAAUUAACUCUACAGCUGAUGUACAUACUUCUUUAAAAAUAAAGAGCGUAUACCAAGUUCAA